CUUCAGGUUGUAAACAUGGGGGUGAUCGGAGUGAUCGUCCCGCUCUGACAGCCCUGUCGAGCCCAAAUUCGUCGCACCGCUCAACCUAAUCAGUCAACCACCUCGUCCUGACGUAUCGUAGUAUAAUCUCGGUAACCACACCUACCGGUAAACCUCGGAAACCCGGCGGAAUCUAGGCCUGAACCCUCCUACAACCGCGACGAAGUGACAACUCCGCCUCCCGAUACUCGCCGUCGGACACUUCCGCACACUCCUCAAAUGCCGUUCUCGAAUUACCUGCGCCGCUAAAGUGCGUCUGGAGAGCGGCAUGCGCCUGAAAUGGAUAGCGCCAAAGGUGACUCCGACAGCGCGACGGUCAGAGCGACCGUCGAUUCUCCUGCGGGCUCGGCGGAAUCCACGUCGACAGAGCAGCGGCAGCCGCAACGGUCGUCACGCUCGACCGACGUUCAACUUUGCGGAUUCCUCAACAAGUUGAGUAGCACGAGUCUCGUGAAGACGUACAAGAGACGCUGGUUCGUCUUCAACGAGGGCAACUGCAAGCUUUACUACUAUCGCGAACCGCAAGACGUUCAUCCGUUGGGAGAAAUCGACGUGAAAUCGGCCAGUUUUUACCUGGACGUGACCAACUGGGAGAAACCGGGCGUGUUUGUGAUUCGUACUCCACAACGGGACUACCACUUGGAAGCCAAGGACCGGCAGGCCGGGCUGUACUGGCUACAAGAGCUGCAACGGUUUCGCAGAGAAUACAGCCUGAGACGCAACCUUAAUUUGAAGCAGAGCCGCAGCGUCUCGGACAGUUGUUCACCUCAGCAGGUCACCGGUGGACUUCUGCGGAAAGAGCCGGAGCGUCUAAAAGGAGAGGCCGGCGGCGAAGACCCGCAUGAGGGCUUCCUCUUAUCUCUCGUGGAGUGCCCCACGGCAGUGGUGGGAGAGCACACGGCCCAGCAGCAGCAGCAACAGUCGCCCUCUCACUCCUUUUCAGUCCUCUCAAACCUCAGGCACCCGGCAGCACUCUUCCAACGUCGCCAACGUUCGCAGAGCACAGACGAAAUAAAAGCGGAGGCCUCCAGUCAUUUCUACUUGAAUGAGUCAGAGGAGUUGUACGAGGAUGACGAGGGAUCGGAUGUGCCGUCGUCCCCGACCAAACUGAAGUCGCCGGCCGUCUUCACGACCUUCAAGAAGAAGCUGCAACAUUCCUUUCGCACGAGACCCAAGCUUGAGUCGGAUAUGUUCUCCUCGGGGCCGCCGCUCUUGCGGAAGCUCCACGAGUGCACCUGCAGUAAAUGCAAAGAGUUGGAAGCAGAGGCAUCUAAUUUAAGAGAAGACCUCCAGUGCAAAGAGGACGAGCUGAGUGCAAGCAAGGAGGUGAUCAAGGUGCUGAGGCAGCAAUUGGACCUGGCAAACACGGAACGAGAAACUCUGGUCGAGCUCUAUGCUAACUCCAGUAACGAAAACUACUCAAAGAUGCUUCACGACAAGGAUCGGCUUCUUCUGGAGCUGAGGAACGAACUGUACAUGUGCAAGCUGCAACUCGAGAGCACGCAACACAAGAGAUGCUCUGUGGAGAAGGAACUGGACGAGCUCAAGGACCGGAGCUCGCUGUACCAGGAGGUGCUCAAGGAGAAAGACAAGAUCCUCAUGUCGCUUACUAACGAGCUGUAUGACAUUGAGACCGAAAAGAAAGAAGAGGAGAUCGCUGGAGAGAGUGCAAUUAAGCUUGAACAAACAAAAAUGGUCGAGGAGAUAGAAACACUGAGGGAUGCGGUUUCAGCAUUCCAUGUGCAGAACAAGUUUUUGAACAAAGAAAUCUUGGAGUUGAACGAGUUGCGGUGGAAUUCUGAAGAGAGGGAACGACAGCUCGUAAUCAAGUGCUCGAACGCCGAGGCAAGGCACUAUCAGACUCAGAGCAAGUUGCUGUUUCUCCUCAAAGAACUCAAUGCACCGCAGGAAGGCGAUAGUAAUGUGCAGGGCAUAGUUUCUCAGUUGCUCGAGGAAGCCAUGCACGAUCCAACGCUUCCCAAGGAGAUCCAUGACUCUUUUCUGGGAAGUGACGAAGUUUACGACACGUACGGUUUCAACCGCAAAUGGGGGAAGGAGUGCGACAUGGUCGUCUCCAAGGCCGAGAACCUCAAAAGGAAGUCCGAAAACAUCUCCCUAAAGAUGCAGGACAGCUCGUUGAUAUCGUGGAGGGUCAAGUGGGAGAACUACCUCGUCAACUGCCCCAUCGGAAAGCCGUUGCAGAAGAACCCAGAGCUGAAGGCGUUAGUGCGGACCGGCAUUCCCCAGGAAUUCAGGAGUCGGGUCUGGAGAGGGUGCGUAGAGUUCCAUGCCGGUCAGGAAAGAGCUGAGAAAGGGCCCGGUUACUACGAAGAUUUGCUGACCACUCCAACUAUCACAAGUGCCUUUGACCCUGCUGUCAAGCAGAUCGAGCUGGACCUGCUGCGUACGUUACCAAACAACCGGCAUUACGAAACUCCAGAUGCGCCAGGGAUCAAUCCUCUCCGAAGGGUUCUCUUAGCCUACAGCCGACGAAAUCUCAUUGUGGGCUACUGUCAGGGGCUAAACAGGCUGGCAGCCAUUGCCCUGCUCUUCAUGUCGGAAGAGGAUGCAUUCUGGUGCCUUGUUACCGUCGUGGAGUACAUUAUGCCGAGGGACUACUACAGUCGGACUCUCGAAGCAUCCCAGGUGGACCAGCGGGUGCUAAAGGACCUGAUGAUCGAGAAGCUGCCGCGCCUCUACGCGCACUUGGAGAGCAACAAGGUGGACCUGUCUCUGUUCACCUUCAACUGGUUCCUCACCGUCUUUGUGGACACCAUCCCAGCUGAGACGUACCUCUACAUCUGGGACGUCUUCCUUUACGAGGGGAACAAGGUGCUGUUCCGGUUCGCUUUGGCAAUCUUCAAGAUAUGCGAGACAGAGAUCCUUAACCAGGAGGACUACAUGGCAAUCAACCGCUACCUUCGGACGAUGCCAGAGAAGAUGACCAACACCAGGCAACUCGGCCAAGUUGCUUUCAACGAGCUCAACCCCUUUCCAAUGAGAGUCAUCAAUGCCAAACGUGCUGCCCACAUGCAAGCUGUCAAAGAGCAACUGCGUAAGCUGGACGAAAUCCGGAACUCUCUUCCCGAGAGGAGCACCACGCCGAGCAAUCAGCCAAGCUCUCCAGACGAUCCCUCCAUCUGAGCACACCUUCCAGAAUAGCCCCGAUCAAAACCCAACACAAAUUCUCCCAUAGACCCGAGCAAACAGCAAACUUUGAACAAACAAACGACGAGCGCAAGCAAUUUAUAGCAAAGAGACUGCCGGCUUCGCCGAUCAAAUACUUGGAGCUUCUUUUUGAAGCUGAACUGCAGUAUUCGCUCUGUUGGGACAGUACAAGUUGCACUUGCGAGUGUUCAAGGUUGCGUGAAAAGAACACUUGUUACUGGUCUUGUAAUACGGGGCAGUUCACUUUGCGUGUCUAGUUGUUGCUGAUGUCACCUGGAUGUAAUGAUUUUUAGUUUUAACUUUACUCGGGUGAAAGAUUAAGCAUAAAAAGGCCAAUUUUCCUAUUACGUUGUGAUAAUUUGUGUAAUGAAAAUGAAAGGGUGGACUUCUUUUUGACAAAACAAUGGCGAUGGAAAAAAGAGAGUAAUAUUUAUAUUAACACAGCCUCAAAAGGAUGUUAUUAGAGAAACAUACUUAGUAGCCACUCCACGAUAAAAAAAAUGAUUAUUUUUUUAGGUCUUUAUUUAAACUUCGGUCAUUUGUGUCCCUCAGACCUCGUUGUGAAAAAUUGAAAAAUACAGUUUCAAAAACUGGUUGAUGCAGUUGAAGGCACAGUAAGGUGAAUUACCUUGCAUUAGUAAUUCAAUAAUAACAAGAAAAGUAAGCUGCAUCCUUAGUACAUUCGAGUUGAAAUGGCAAGAAACAAUGCAACAUAACAGUUGUUAUGGUAGUCAUGAAAGUCAAGUGGUGGGGAGUGCCGAUAGAUUUGGAUUUCUUGCACCAUGUAAUAAUUAUAUGAAUUGUUUGCAACUUUCAUGUCACUGCUUGGCCUGUGAUAUUUCUGCUUACUUUCUCUUUUUAUAUAUGCCAUGUAUAAUGAAUUCUCAGCUUCACUACUUUGCUCGUAAACUUAAUUUCUCAAACGUGUUCGGACAUUACUAGUUACCUCCUUGGUACAGAAGGAAACAGUCCAAAACAUGAUGUAAGGACAAGUAGACGGAAGACACAAAUGCAGCACGGACUCACGACUUUGUUUUCUUUCUCAUCUUCUUCGAUGCAUAAAAGGAAUUAAGUAGGAUAAAAAGAGAAAGACACAGUCGUGGCAGGAUACUUCUUCAGUCAGUCAUUCAAUAUAUAAAAACCAAGUGUUGCAGAAUAUGUAAGUUUUAAAAAGUUGAAGGAACUAAAACUCAACUUCCACACUUAUCUUUCCAUUCUCAAAUUAAUUCAAACUCUUCCUUGCACACUGUCACUGACUCUGCACCAACAGAAACAUCAGGACCAUAUAGAUUAAUGUGAUAUGCCUUAUGAAUUUCCCUAGUUAAAUUUUGGGUAUGUCUUGCCAGGAUUUCAAUUUGUUCAAACGAUAGGUGUGCAACACAAUCUAUUGCUGUGAACUGCCAGAUGACCCGAUAGCAUAGACCUCAAGGACUGGGGGGUGUUACCUAGCUCAAACAUUUAUGCACCUACCUGUCUGUCCCAUGUAGACCUUAACGCAAGAGAAUGGGAUUCUAUACACGACUCCGACUGCAUGCAACAUAUUUGAAAGGAUGUUUGAUUUCACACACUACACAUUUCCUUCUUGCUCUCUCAAUCGUAGCACACAAGUGAGACAGCUUUGAAAGGGCUGAAAAGACUAUAGGAACUUUAUAUUUAUCUGCCACCUUCUUAAUCCUAUGGGAAAGGUUAUGAAGAUACGGUAUUGCCAAUGGUCAGGAGGUAGGUUUCCGCAUAUCGUUGUCUCAAGUACCAGGCCUUUGUCUGAAGAAAGUUAAAAGACACCCGUUGAAAUCAGCCUGUUGAUCUGAAACAUAAAGCUUGAAAACUUUUAUGAAACCAACAUAUUGUUAAAGAAGCUAUCAGACAGGGUUUGGCAAUACCUCUCUUUACAAUAUUGGAGUGCGUGGAAUCGUUGCUUAGGAGACUUCUUUGUCCUCGUAAGUCAGCACUGUUUGUAGGUCACCGUCAGUCAGCUUUAAAUUUGUGUCUUUCGUCUACUUGUACUCACGUCUUUUCUGUGCUGUUUUCUUCUGUUACAAAUAUGCACUGACUAGCAUGCCUUGAAACUCUAAUAUAGUUAGUUACCUUGUAACUGCUGAAAGGAAUGCUUGCGUGAAACAUUGAAAUUUGCAAAUUCAGUGUGAAAAAAAAAAGAAAAAAAGAUAUGGACUGCUUUUUUGCUAAUGUUGGUAAUCUAUAAAAGAAAAAAAAAUUUAUUGCAGGUUUGAAACUGUGGAAGGAGGUUAUUUGAAUAUGGCAUUCCAAACUUUUUCAUUGUUUAACAAAGUAUCUACACUUGUUGCACAUUUAUUCAGUUAUUGUAUGUUUUAUGAUCCACCUGGUGACGUUGAUAAGUUGGCUUCAUAAGGACGUGUCUAAUAUUCCCAGAGAAUUAAUUACUUUAAACUAUUUAUACAUACUUAACCAAGUACGCUGUCGAGACGCUUCAAUGUGCAAUAUACACAUAAGAUUUACUAUUUUUAUGAUGCCAACUACAAAUACGCUUUUGCAGUUAACUAUUUUCGAUGCCUUUUUGGAACAUUUGUACUGAACUUUAUACUGCAAAUAAAACUACUGUUAACAGGUGUG
Messenger RNA from Ixodes scapularis (black-legged tick), 5796 nucleotides. Its product is annotated as TBC1 domain family member 2B. Lineage: Eukaryota; Metazoa; Arthropoda; Arachnida; Ixodida; Ixodidae. The transcript has 19 exons. Bases 319 to 3183 code for a protein of 954 amino acids. The record is from RefSeq and is a predicted model, not a curated record.